AUGAACGACUAUAAUCAAUCAUUUUCAAUGGAUAACAACGACUAAACUCGUAGUCCUGAUUACAAGCAAUCAAAUGCAAAUAAUGACAUAUCAGAAUUUACCGAAGUCUUUUCAUGGGGUUCAGAUAAGAAUGGACAACUAGGACUUGGCAAGCAAGUCUCAUAGUAGAAGCAGUAUCAUAUGGUUCCUCGUUUUUGCAGCUACAACAUACCAAUUAUUCAGGUUGCUUGUGGACAAUUUCAUUCAGUGUUCAUUACAAGUAAUCAAUUGAUUUACUCUAUGGGAUCCAACAGCAAAGGCCAAUUAGGUAUUGAUGAUCCAUAUACAGACUAAAAGUCAUCUCCAGUUUUAAUUGAAGCCUUAGUCAAGCAAUAACCUGUUCAGUUGUCCUGCGGCAAGAAUCAUACCGUUGCUUUAAUGAGAAAUGGUAAUGUAUAUUCUUGGGGAGCUAAUGAUAACGGCUAAUGCGGUACUGGAUCUACACCAUUUCACAGUAUAGUUCAUUGGACUCCAAAGCAAGUUACAUUUGAAGAUUAUUAGAGUCAUUUUAUUCAGAGUGUCAAUUGUGGUGCCAAUCAUUCUGGUUUUGUUGAUGAUAUUGGUAGACUUUAUAUGUGCGGCAAAGGAGACUAAGGCUAACUUGGAAACUCUGGGUAUAAUGAUGAGCUAGCGCCGCUUUUUAUUAAUAAAAUACCUGACAAGGUUUAAGAAGUAGCUUGCGGUGAAGAACAUACUGUUGUGCUAACCAGAUAAGGAGAAAUAUAUGUUACAGGUUCCAACUUAAAAGGCCAACUAGGCACUGGCCCACCUUCAAGAGGAUCAAACACUCCAAUUUAACUAGUCGAGUUGAAUUUCAUUAGAAUGACAAGAAUCAGAGCUGGUGUGUUCUCUGCAUCGCUUUCAGUUGACAAUCAAUUAUAUCUCUGGGGUUGUGGAACAUUUGGAGAAUUCUACACUCCUCAUAGAGUCAAGAGUGUAGCUGCUCUAGAAAUUGCAGACUUUGAGAUUGGCAAGAGUGGAUUUAUGGCUAUCUUAACUAGACAAGGAUCUAUUUACACUUGGGGUACAAAUGAUCUGGGGUAACUUGGACAUCGAGAUUGCAUUUAAAGAUCGACACCCCAUAGAAUUGAAGCACUUGAUGGGAAAAGAGUGACCUCACUAGCUUGUGGCUAAGAUUAUGUAAUAGCACUAGGUUUGACUUUGCCUUAAAAAGAUCUCUAAAAGUCUAAAGAGAGAUACAAGUAGAGCAGUUAAAAAGCUUAAAGAGAAAAUAGCUCAUCAAGAGGUAGACUGACUAAUUUGCCAAACAAAAAUGAUUACGACACUGUCAAUUCAGCAGCUGAUAGAUUACCUCUUAGAAAAUCAGCCUAAAAGCAUUCAAAUAAAACUUCUCAAAGAUAGAUGUCCAAGUCAAACUUAAAACAAAAUCCUAAAUUAUCAACAAUCACCAAAGGUUAACCUGAUAUUUAUGCUUCAGAUUUGAACAAUAGUUAUACUCCAUUAAGACAAUCUCCUGGAAAGGGCUAUUCAACUAACAAAUCAAAUAGACAUCUCCAGAAAUCAUAAUCACCAAUUGACAAUCCAUAAAGGCGUCCCAGAUCUAGAGUACCCCAAUCUUCUGAAAUGAACAUCAGUCAGAAUAAUAUAACUACCAUUGAGUAUAAGCCACCCAGUUUGCUUCAUGAGCAAGUAGUCAACUCCUUGAGAAGAGAGAAGGAAUCUUUAUCACUAGCAUUGGGUACUGAGAUAAACAACAGAAGAGUGGUUGAAAGUGAGAAUGAACAGUUGAGAAGGCAAUGUAUAGAUCUUGAGAGAGAGUUAAGAGACCUGCGAAUGAGCAGAGAGAGUCUAGAGCAAGACUUGAAGAAUAAUGUGCAAAGGUCUAAUGUAGAGUUCUAAACUCUCAAAGACUCUAAUCACAGACUUAUAAUAGAAAACGAUGAACUCAAGAAGAACCAAUAUGAUGUUGAGCAGCUGAAUAUGAGGUUAAGAGGAGACUUUGAAGAUCAGGUUAGGAAGUCUGAUUACCUUAAGGUUGAUUUGGAGAAGGCAAGGGAUGAUCUACACAAAGAAUCUCAAAGAUAUGAAGAUCUUAAGAAGGAGUUAUGGCACAAUAUAGAAUUGAAGAACAAGAGUGAAAAUGCAUUGUCUGAUUUAGCAGAUGAGGUAGAUAAGUUCAAGGCAACUCUUAAUGACUAAAAGGCUUUGGAGAUGCAGGAAAGGCAAUCUUUUAGUUCUCAACUUAAGGAUCUGAAGUAUUAGAAUGAUUAGUACUAUCAUUAAACUCAAAUGAAGCAGGAGGAGAUUUCAAGGCUAAACCAAGAGAUUCUUUAGUUUAGAGACUUAGUAGAUAGACUGAAUAACGAGGGCGAUGAACAUAAAAGAAUCAUUGAAGACUUGGAGGAGAAAAACAGAAAGUUGGUGGACAGAUUGAAUGAUCAGAUAUACUAGAAGGCCACAGAGUACAAGGAAAGAACACUGCAAGCAUUGCAGAGAAGUGAAUCUCCUACUAAACUUAGAAGAGUGCUCAAUGGAGGACAAAUACCAAUAAGUGAUCAGAGAUUGAAUAGAGUGCUUCAAGAUGAAAACAGACCACCUUAGGACACUUCAGCUAAGAAAAGAGGAACAAGUCCACUCAGAAUGCAAACCAUUGAUCCCUCAAACCGUGGAGUUGCGAAUUACAACAUGGUCAAAGAACUUGAAAAAUUGGAAGCCUUAGGCCCUAAUAAGAUCAAUUAAUCCUACCACAAUCAGAGUCAGGAUCCAAAGAUAACUCUUGAGCAGCCCUCUACUCAGCUGGCUAGAAGCUUCUAUUAAAAUACAAACCCCUUGAAUCAAAGCACUCUUACUUAAGACUAUUCACCACUCAGACAAGGUCGCAGAUCUCCUCUAAAGGAAUCAAGCCAUAAUAACCCUACAUUAAGUGUAAACAGAGGUGGAGGAGAUGUUAGAGAUAGAAGUGAGCUAAUCGACUAGAACUACAGGAAAGUAAGAGAGAGCUGCGAAAGAAUAGCUAAUGUUUUGGGAAUCAAUGCCAUGCCUUAUCUGAAUAACACCCUUUCUGAAAACAGCCAUGAAAUACCCAAUCAUCUAGGAACCUCUUAGUUUACUGCCCCACAAGGCAAUACUGCAGGCAAACUAAAUAAUUCGCAAUUAUCUCCUAAUUAAAACUAGAAUAGUGACUUCUUCUCUCCUAAUAAGAGAGAGGUUGAUACUUCAACCCGUGGAACUAACUUCUACUAAGGCUAGCAACCACAGACUAGAAGUGUGAUUGAUGAAACUUAAAACAGAGACAUGAGCUUUGGAGGCAAAACUGAUUCUAUUUUUAACAGAAGUGACAUCUCAAAUACCCCAGCAUAAAACAAGAUGGCAGACCAACAAACGGUAAAUCCACAAAUUGGUACUCACUUUGCAUCGGUAUGA
Messenger RNA from Stylonychia lemnae, 3423 nucleotides. Lineage: Eukaryota; Ciliophora; Spirotrichea; Sporadotrichida; Oxytrichidae. The record is from the annotation of a GenBank genome assembly.